Molecule: messenger RNA, 2375 nt
Organism: Ciona intestinalis (vase tunicate)
Lineage: Eukaryota; Metazoa; Chordata; Ascidiacea; Phlebobranchia; Cionidae
Source: RefSeq, a predicted model, not a curated record
AUAUGGUACUGUUGUGUAAGGAGGUUACUAUUAGCUUAAUAUGGCGUAUUUCCAAAUCGCGUUUUAACAACCAACAACCAAUUUGGCCGUAAAGAUACAGUUAUGUAGUUCAGUUAAUAUGUCUUGUUUUUGUUACUAAAUAGGGUCGUGGUUAGUUGUUAAAAAACCUUUUGGAAAUAUGGGAUAUAGAUACUACCGGUAUCCCAUCUUACCCCACACUACUAUAUACGUAUCAAUUUGCUAGAUAACUGUAUAUGUCAUACGCAUUUUAACAGGUGCUAGGGAAACCGAGAUGGGGUUACUUAGCUUUUCAGUUAUUUUGUUACUUGCCGGUACAACUGUUGUUAGAGCACAGUGGACAAACGAAAGAAACUUAACCGUGGUAGAAGCUAACCAGUACUUGGACAACCACACACAAUUGUUCAAACCAGCAAGAAUUAUUAACGUUGGAGAUGGAAUUUACUGCGCAUUUGGAUACAGUCUUUCAAAUAUGAUAAUGGUUGAAGGAACUACUGGUAUCUUGAUCAUCGACACAUUAGAGUCCUCGGAUUGGGCCACUUUUGUUUAUAAAGAAUUUCGAAAAAUUACAAGCAAGCCUCUUAUGGGAAUAAUCGUGACGCAUUUACAUUCAGACCAUUUUCAAGGAAAUAAUCCGUUACUGGAAGAUGCAAAAAACAACGGUUGGUCGGUAAACGUCUACGCGCACAGUUCAACAGCAAGGCUGGUUGCAGAAAACGAAUUUACACUGCCAAUACGUGGGCUAAGGUCGGCGCGACAAUUUGGUGGAAUUCUCUCUGCAGACCAAGAAAAGACAAACGACGGUCAUGACCAAGAAAAGACAAACGACGGUAUUGGUAUAGAUUACAAACCAAGUUCGAAGUUGGUACUGGAACCUCUCAAAGUCACGCAUACUUACGAUGAAAGAGCAACGUUUACCGUUGCGGGAAUAACUUUUGAUUUGAUUCACACACCUGGUGAAACGGAAGAUCAAACGACCGUCUGGAUUCCGAGCAAACGAGCAGUGUUUCCGGGUGAUAAUAUCUAUCAAGCUUUCCCAAAUCUGUAUGCGAUUCGAGGCUCGCCGUAUCGGAAUGUGAAACACUGGUAUGAAAGCCUGGACAUUACGAGGAACUUGGGCGCAGACUAUAUGGUUCCUUCGCAUACAUUACCUGUGCUUGGAAAGGAGAACGUAUUUAAUAUCCUGACUAGUUAUAGGGACGCUGUUAAAUUCGUUUACGACCAAACCUUUCGCUACAUGAACCUCUUUUAUGAACCUGAUGAAAUAGUUGAGAAAGUUCGCCUGCCACAAAGUUUGGAGAAGCAUCCGUAUUUGCUCGAGUUCUACGGUUCCUUGGAUUGGUCUGUUCGUAGUGUGUAUAAUGGUCAUCUUGGUUGGUUUGACGCCGAUCCAGCCAACUUAAAUCCACUUACCAAAAAACAACGCGCUGAGAGACUAACAUCUAUUAUUUCAAUUGCCACCAUGCUUGAAGAGGCAAGAAAGAGUUUAGAUUUGUCAAAGGAAAACUUACAGAGCACGGGCUCUCACAUAAAUAACGAACUACAGUGGGCAUUGGAACUUUCUAAAAUGGUUUUAGACACAAAUCCAAGUAAUUCUAUCGAACUUGAAAGUGCAACACUAAUCUAUCGAGAAGCUUUAAGGGCAAGGGCCUCGUCUACUUUAAGCGCUGUUGGCAGAAACUACUAUUUGUCAUGUGCUACAGAAUCCGAACGUGGUAUAAAAAGGAUAAGUCCCAGUAAUACAUUAAGAUACAUAUUCCGUGAAAUCCGGUCGGAAGUUGGCGUAAUGAUGGAAUAUCCUCUACGUUUUAAGGCGGAAUUCUGCGACGAUAAACAACCCAUGAGCUUUUUGUUCAACUUCACAGAUAGUGGCAACGUGUAUAAAUACACAAUUCGCAACUGUGUUGUGGAUUUGGAAAUAAACCCAAACCAACAAGGUGCAUAUUUCGACUUGAAGGCGACAAUGGAGUUUGCUCUCUGGCGCGAUAUAGUGGUUGGAGACACAUACAUCUUCUCUCUUGGCGCCCAAGUUAAAAUGAAAUUAGAAGGACAAGGCCCUCGGUGGAAAAACGUGAUUUAUCUUUAUAAAAUCCUACAUUUAAUGGAUCGCAGUGGUUUUCUAAACAAUGCUUGGUAACAUCAUAAUAUGAUUAAGAUGUAUAUAUUAUUUACUUUAAUUAUUCAAUAGUAGUGUCGAGUAUGAUAGAUACUGUUAGCACAUAAUAUCCCAUGUUUCCUUAUCUUGUUUUAACAAUUAACAGCGCAAUUUUAAAGUCGUGAUGAUACGGUUAUAAUUAAUUCUGUAAAUACUUAUCAUUCGCUACCAAAUGAACAAUAAAAGGAAAUAAAAUCAUGAA